AAGGUUUGAUUUGGGGCACGUGUUUUCCUCCACCCUCUCUUGUUCGCAACACGUUCGCCAUUGUUGCCCCUCUCUUUUCUCGAUCUGUUCGAAACUUGCUCUCAAGCAACAAGCUCAUUUUCCAGAUUCUUUUUUCUUUCUAUAAUCUCUUCAAUUUCGUCUUUUUCCCCUUUUGUUCCUUCUUCACUCUUCCAACAAUGAGUACGGGAGAACUCCUCAGCAUCGAACCUCUCGAGCUCAAGUUUUCCUUCGAAUUGAAGAAGCAGAUCUCUUGUUCCCUUCAAUUGUCUAACAAGACCGAGAGCUACGUUGCAUUUAAGGUGAAAACUACGAACCCUAAAAAGUACUGCGUUCGCCCCAACACUGGAGUUGUCUCGCCAGGGUCAACAUGCGAUGUUAUAGUCACCAUGCAAGCCCAGAAAGAAGCUCCUGCUGAUAUGCAAUGCAAAGACAAGUUCCUCCUUCAGAGUGUUAAAACCUUUGAUGGCGCAACCGCAAAGGAUAUCAAUGCAGAAAUGUUCAACAAGGAGGCUGGGCAUGUGGUUGAGGAAUGCAAAUUGAAAGUCGUUUAUUGUCCUCCAGCUCAGCCACCAUCUCCAGUACCAGAAGGUUCUGAAGAAGGAUCCUCUCCAAGAGGUUCCAUUUCAGAGAAUGGAAACUUUAAUGAUACCGAAUUAAACACUGCUACAAGGGGAUAUGUUGAUCGGUCGGAGCCCCAGGAUAAAUCUGCAGAGGCUAGAGCCCUCAUAGCUAAACUUACAGAGGAAAAGAAUAGUGCCCUCCAACAGAAUAAUAAACUUCGUCAGGAAUUGGAACUUUUGAAGCGCGAUGGCAGGAAAAAUGGCGGUGGUGUCUCCUUCCUGCUUGUCAUAUUAAUUGGAUUGAUCGGAAUCAUGUUGGGCUAUAUUAUUAAGAAGACUUGAGAAACUCAUGGCAGCAAACUGGAUUUAUAUCAUUAUAUAUUCUAUGAUGAAAGGAAGGGGGAACUACUAAUGUUCAGUGGGUGGAUCUGUAGCAAGUUUUAAUUUGUUGGAAGUAGCAAAUUGUUAGAUGGUGUUCAAGGAUUUGUAGUUACUGAAUUUGCAAGGUAGCACACUCUUUCUGUAACUUAAAAGAGUUUUCUUUUUUUCCCUAUUUUUUUUUUCCUAUUUUUUCUUCUCUGCUUCUCUUAUCAACCAACUUGUUAUAUUUUGUGAAACUGUUGAUUUAAUAAUUUUACAUCCUCAAUUGUUCAGCAUUUC
Messenger RNA from Cucurbita moschata (crookneck pumpkin), 1241 nucleotides. RefSeq names its product vesicle-associated protein 1-2-like. The record is from RefSeq and is a predicted model, not a curated record. NCBI's taxonomy places the organism in Eukaryota, Viridiplantae, Streptophyta, Magnoliopsida, Cucurbitales, Cucurbitaceae. Gene Ontology annotation, cellular component: plasma membrane; endoplasmic reticulum membrane. The coding region runs from base 198 to 923 and encodes 241 amino acids. Gene Ontology annotation, biological process: endoplasmic reticulum membrane organization. The transcript has 8 exons.